Molecule: messenger RNA, 3073 nt
Organism: Suillus paluster
Lineage: Eukaryota; Fungi; Basidiomycota; Agaricomycetes; Boletales; Suillaceae
Product: N-acetyltransferase B complex non catalytic subunit-domain-containing protein
Exons: 20
Coding region: 138-2900 (920 amino acids)
Biological process (GO): N-terminal peptidyl-methionine acetylation
Cellular component (GO): cytoplasm; NatB complex
Molecular function (GO): protein binding; protein-N-terminal amino-acid acetyltransferase activity
Source: RefSeq, a predicted model, not a curated record
GGAAAGCUUGGCGACAAAUUGGCGAGAAAGUUUGAAAGAGCUGUAAAAAUUCGUGUGUCCAAAGCUUCACCUGCUGCUUCAUUGGACCCUCCACAAACCUCUCCAGCUGCAGUUUCCUUAGUUCCUCUCAUCAAAAUAUGUCAGAAGCUGCACUCGAACGUCAGAUUCGUCCCAUCUAUGAUGCUCUGGACCAUGGAUCAAACAAGUCUGCUAUCAACGCAAGCAAUAAGGUGCUGAAAAAGUAUCCUAAUAAUACUCUUGUUAAAGCUUUGAAAGCACUUGCAUUAACGCGUUCUCAGAAAGUAGAGGAAGCGUUGGUUCUAUGCGAUGAGAUCCUUGCUGGCGUUGUUACAGAUGAUUCCACACUAUCCGUGAUGACCCACGUCCUCAAGGGCCUUGCCAGAAAUUCCGACAUGGUGGCCAUGUUUGAUAAUGCGUUUAAGCAGCAACCACAGAGCGAGGAACUCGGUGCACAAACGUUCUUCGCUCAUGUGCGAACCGGCAACUGGAAAUCCUGUCAACAGGUUGCAACCCGAAUGCACAAGCAGUUCCAGGAGGACCGGUACGUAUACUGGGCUGUAAUAGGCGCAAUUCUUCAGGCGAAUGAGCUUGGCACUCCUCCAAACAUUCGCACGCUGCUCUACAAAUUGGCUCACCGUCAUGUCACAUCAUGUCCAACGCCAUCCUACACGGCCGUAGAUCGCUUCCACCUGCACAUGAUCAUCCUGCAGGAGCUCCAACUGUGGGAUGAAGCAAAUACCUUGUUGGAAAGUGAUAUUGGAAAGUCCAUCUGUUCAGCGAGUCUUGUUUGCAAUGAGACUCGUAGAGACAUUUGGCGCCAACGCGGUCUAUAUAAGGACGAAGGGGGAACUGACCGCAACUGGCUCGAGUUCGUGUCUGUAAUCGAUGCCGCUUUUGCUCCAGUGCAAGGGUCCGAUAUCAGCGCAGAGGGAAAGUCAGAGUGCUCCGAGAACAUUGCGAAAACACGUGUUUUCCUCUCCGAAAUCGCAGAGGUGGACUCAAAUGACCGUUCUGCUUCCUUGGCACGUUUAGAGCUCGAGAAAAACGCGUUUUCUCAUGGGAUAUCCUCUGAUGAGAGCACCCUGGUUAGUUUGAUGGAAAACUACUUCUCCCAGUUUGGCGACAAGCAGUGUUGCUUCGAAGAUUUGCGACCUUAUGUGGACCUUGGUGCCGACGCAAAAUCGCGAUGGAUGAGCUUCCUUGCAUCUCGAGAAUCCUUCCUUUAUCUGCAACGGGUAAUAAAUGUGCGGAAGAUACAACGCAUCAACCUUACGGCUUCAGAUUAUCCACUAGACAAAGAGUUGUCUUUGGCAUCCAAGUAUAUCGAAGACUACAUGGCAGGACUGGAACCGGUCGAUGAUCUCGCGAUCCUUGUCGGUCAUGCGUUUGUCAGCCUAUGGACAAUGACCAAGGAAGAGACUUAUCUAUACAACGCCGCCGUUGUGCUGGAAUUCGCUUUGACGAAGAGUCGCAUGUCGUUCCAGAUUCGGCUGCUACUUGUACGCAUAUACCGUCUACUUGGUGCUUCAUCGUUGGCUCUGGAACACUACCGUGCUAUUAACAUAAAACAAGUCCAAAACGAUACUCUUUCCCACUUCCUUCUCACACGAGCAUCAACCUUCUCCCUUUCUGCCACUGGAGAAUUGACAUACCCUUCGGAAUGCAUAGAAUCAAGCCAGAUCUAUGUCAGUAAUUCCCAGGAUACCCCGGAUUUCAUCAUUCGUGCAUUCACGUCCGAGAAGUACAGUCAGAUACCAGAGUUUGUCUCUUUCGACGACAGGCUGGAGAACUCUCUCCAACGCGAUGUUGUCAAGCUUGAGCACGUUCGCAUGCGCAUCACGCAUGAGCCUAUCAACUCUGAUCUGAUAGACAUGGAGCUCAUAGAACUGAAGUUCGUCUUUGAUCGCUUCCAUCAUGACAACCGGGAUUUCGGCAUGCUACCCAACUAUCAACCAGCAUGUCAGCCUUCGCUGAAUGACCAGACCCUUAUGUUUGGCAACUCGACUGGCCAAGGAUGGCUGUGGUAUUUCAUCAAAAUCUACAUCCGUGCUUUCCAGCAUGCCAGUGAUUUGGACGAUAUUGUGGAGGAUAAGCUACUAAUUGGUGACCGGCCAAAGAAGAGCCCGGAACCUGAAGUCCGCCUUCCUCUCCGGGAACGUCUAGCCAUCCGAAAACCUGAAGAAGCGGCAGAGUUGACAGUUGAUGAGUUGCAACUCAUGGAAUGGGCCACUGCUGUCGGUGACUGGCUCGAGCCCUACCAUGACCACACUCGCCCGCCUCCAGCGGUGGUCCUUGCCGAGGCCAACAAGCAGAAUGAGCUUAGGACCGGGCUUCCGCUAAGGGGUGUUGACCUGAAGGCCCUAAACGGCGACGCCAACGCUAAUGGACAUGCAAAGAAGGACGAGGAAGCUCCUCCUGUGAAGGAAGCGCCUCAGUUGGUGGCACAGUACUUCGAGCAUAUGCACGCUCGCUUCGUGCAGUUGCAGCAGAGCGAGUGCCUCCCCUCAGACCUGCUGCAUGUGGCAACACUCACCCAAGAAGCUUUCCUUCUGUUUGCGGUGGAGAGUCAUCGCUUCAAGACCGCAUCUGUUGUCAAGAUUCACAAAUUGGGGGCACUCGUGCAAUCCCUCAAGGAUAUUCGCUCGAAGGCCAGCGCGGUACUGAAGACAAUGUCGAAUGACCUUGUGAAGAUGGGUGAGGUGGCCGGGUCGGCUGAACGACGGAAGAGCUUCGUUGAGGCUUGCAAACCAAUUAUGGAAUUUCCGAAGCUGCACCACGACUUUGUGCUCAAUAUUGCAAAGAACGUUGGCGAGUCGCGCAAAAAGGUACUCGAGGGCGUUGGUAAAGGGAUGGUCAAGAUUUGCACCAAUUACCAAUAAGCUCGGCCCUUCAUUUUAGAUUCUGGCAUCGCAUAUUACUUUACACCUACAUACACACUGCUCACCACUCACCACAACUCACCACUCAUGAUACUGCACUAUACUUAGGUUGCCGAAUGUAAUUGUGACAUCUUGAAUUAUGUCAUGCAACACGUCGCGUGACUUGUGACACU